AUGUUCGUCACAGGAGUGACUAGGCACGAGGGGACCCAACUCCAAACUGGAGGCACAAAAUUCCAAAGCAUAGUGAAGGCGAUCAACAACCCAUGGGCACGAAGAACGGAACCACCAAGCAAUAAACCGGAAACCACCAAGGCAACCGGAAACCACCCAGCAAAAACCGGAAAUCGCCACGAAAGCCCACGGGGGCUGGGGAAGAAGAAGCGCCGAAAGCCAGAGGAACAACGUAGGGGCGGGGGCCGAGCACGAACCAGGCGAGGGAGGCGGAUCUCAAGGAGAAACCGCAGGAGGCGGCGACCAGCGAAUGCUAAGUGGCGGCGUCCGAAAGGGGCCGAAGGCCCAGCCCGAGCGUGGAAAGUGCAGGCCGCGGCCCGAAUGUUGCCCAGACCGGUGGAGAAGCAACGACCAAAGGCGGAAGACCAAGGGCCGCGCGAAGAAGAACAAGCCGCGGCCAAAGAGCAGACCAAGCGGCGUGAAGGAGUCCACGGUGGCGGGAGGAGUCCACGGCAGCGGCGGGGAGCAGAGUCCACAGCGGCAGGAGGAGUCCACGGCAGCGGCGGGGAGCAAGGGCACGGGGUGCCGAGGGCACAAAGUGCCAAGGCUGGCAUAAAACCAGCAUGGUCGGCCGUAAAGGAGCCCGAGAUGGGCGACAAAAACAGCGACCCCCGGGCCUCCACCAAUAGUGACAAGAGCCACGGAUGGAGGAGGAAGCUCGCCCGCAAACCCCAGCAGCAAAGAGAUUGA
Molecule: messenger RNA, 750 nt
Organism: Cryptomeria japonica (Japanese cedar)
Lineage: Eukaryota; Viridiplantae; Streptophyta; Pinopsida; Cupressales; Cupressaceae
Exons: 1
Coding region: 1-750 (249 amino acids)
Source: RefSeq, a predicted model, not a curated record